Molecule: messenger RNA, 12066 nt
Organism: Capronia coronata CBS 617.96
Lineage: Eukaryota; Fungi; Ascomycota; Eurotiomycetes; Chaetothyriales; Herpotrichiellaceae
Product: E3 ubiquitin-protein ligase HUWE1
Exons: 3
Coding region: 1-12066 (4021 amino acids)
Biological process (GO): positive regulation of protein catabolic process; proteasome-mediated ubiquitin-dependent protein catabolic process; protein polyubiquitination
Molecular function (GO): ubiquitin-protein transferase activity
Source: RefSeq, a predicted model, not a curated record
AUGGGGAAGGUUACGAGGAAGCCACAAGAGAAGCACAAAGUCUCCCUGUCGCCUGCCGUAUCAGACCUGGUCAAGAAGAUCUCCACCGUUCCUUUGGCAGAAUUGCCAGCCCUUUUCAGCGGCUGGUCGCAGAGAUGGCCUUACCCUCGAGGUGACCUGAAUAACUGGAUAGAACCUCUUGAUCGGUUUGACAGCAUACUGGGAGAUUUUAAUGCGAAAUAUGGGCUGGACAAAGGUCCCCAGACCAUACCGUUCGGUGUCUCGUUACUCUUGGAAGGAAGUCCCGGAGUCGAUGAAAAGCGUCUCAAAGAGCUAGGUUUCGGUCCGGAAGGCGACAGAGAGCUGGUGGAGGCAGUCUUGGUGUUUUCCAAAUUGCUCGUGGAGAAAUGUGCCAACCGCGCAGUCUACAACAGCACUGAUCGGUUGAACGACCUUCUCAACACCACCUCCUUGUCUUUGCUGCACAGCACGCUGCGCAUCACUUUCUACCUCGCCCAGAGAUAUGCGGAGCGUACACCGCCUUCACGCCAACACACCACGAAGUUCUACGACUUCGAUCAUGAACGUCUUCAGCGCCUUGCUGCUCCCUUCGGACAACCUAUCAGUCUGCUUGCCAAGCGAGGAGCCACAUCCCCUGUCAAGACUACCAAGUCGAAAGAAAAGCCACCUCACGCGAACAAGGCUAGACGGGGAUCCUCUGCUGUGAACCCGAAUGAUUUCCGCUCUCUUUGCAAAGAUACAUCCUCACAGGGGGACCGCGGAAAGUCAACAGCUACACCGGAUCGAGAUUGGAUGACAUGGGCACAUGUACGAGUCUCCUGGUCUCCAGCAGGUGCGGGACAGAAGUCUGCUCCUGGCGAAACAUCCCAGACUUCCGAACCGCCGCCAACCCCGACGCCAACCAGACAGUCUCCUUCCGGGCUAGGCAGAAUUGACGCUAUAAGCUCGCCGACUGGAAGCAUAAGUCGAGCGGCCGCGGCAAUAGAUGGAGGCGAAGUGAGAUACAUUGAGUAUGGUCCUGGAGACUUGACCGAUACUACGAUUGAGUCGAUAUUGCGAAGUCAGCCUGAUGAUCUGCCGCCGAAGACUCGAUAUGAGCUGCUGCACCAGCUUCGUAUCGCCUACGGCCUCAUGACGUCGGUCAAGACGCGAAAGGAGCUGUUGGCUGUGCGACUCCUGGCCAUUUCUAGCCUAGCAAACGUGUUUAACGAGCCCGAGCUUUCGCAGAAGUUGUUCCCCACCGAGUCAGGAGGUCCCAAACCUCACGAUCUUGUCCAACAAAUUGUCGCCCUGAUACAUGACGCCAAGAAAGCACAAUCAUCAGUGUCUCUGUAUCUUCAGACACUUGCGAUGGAUGCAAUAGGGGUACUCGCACGGUUGAAGACAUUUGCACCAGACAUCAAUGCUGCCCUAGGGGCGGGAUCGAGUCAAGGCCUUCUUUCUCAGUUGAUCCAGAAAGGAUUGAAUGACAUAGGGAAGGACAAUGACAGCACCGACACUCCAACUGGUGACGACUGGAGAGAGGCCGUUUUCUCGAUGCCAGCGACUCUUAUUGAAGCCACGGGCCAUCAUGGUCGUUCUAGUGAGGCAGUAAUCGCGUCCACUUUCCUCACUUCGUAUCUGUCAGGCUUCAACAUCACCACCGGUAAGGCACUGCGGGUUCAUUUGCGCAUGCUCGACUUCAUCAAGACGUUCUUCCAUCACUUCAAGGAUGGAUUGGCUACCAUGUUAGCAAACAGCGCAUUCGAGGCAAUAAGCAAUCUUCUCAACACCUUAGUAACCAGUGCAUGGACUCUGCUACAAGCUGGUGAUGGAAUUCCAGCACAAUACAAGACUCGCGCUACGGACUACGAAAUUCCAUAUGUGCACCAACAAAUCAUCCGGUCUAUUAUUGAUAUGAUCAAUGAUAUUAGCGGCCAUCAAGGACCGCAAGCUGAUCGGGUGCUGAGGAGUCUGGUCGACUCUCAGGCCUUGCUUCGAGCAUUCCGUGUCAUCGUUGACCACCUAUCUGCAUUCGGUGCGCAUACCUGGAGUGAGCUUGUAAAGGCAGUCGGUGGGUUCCUUCAUAACGAGCCUACCAGCUACACGGUCAUAUCUGAAGCCGGGAUUGUGCAAAGCCUGCUCAGCACUGUCACUGCUUCGCAGGGCGACUCCACCCAGAGACAUUCGAAGUCGGUAUCAUCAGAGCCUGAGAAUCUGCCGCAGGGCAUUCCUCCCGUCGUCGACGCCAUCAUCCAGGUUGCCCAGAUCUUCAGUGCCAUCUGCCUUACAAAUGCAGGGUUCGAACUUUUCAAGGCUUCCGGUGCCUUGGAGAAGUACUUUGAAAUGUUCGAAUCACCUGCCCAUGUCAAAGUGUUGAACGACGCAAACAUCCUAUCACAUUUAGGCUCGACUUUUGACGAAUUCGUGAGACAUCACCCAAACCUGCGCAAUCUCGUCUUGAGCGCAGUGAUAGUCAUGAUAGCUCGGAUCCGGCAUAUCAGCAGGUCGCUCGCUGUCGAUUUUGGAGCUGGACCGAAGCUGUGGCUGGGUUCGGGCGAUGAGCUUGUCCCUUGCGGCGGACGCGAAAGUCUCACUCUUGAGAUAUUACCUCCUCCCGCCACGAGCUUUGAUGAAUCCACAAGUCCGAGGACGAUCGACUUGCCCAACGGCAAGAAGCUCACUCUAAUGGCCGAAGUCCUGCCACCGAGCAAUGUUUCCGGGAAUGCAAGCGAUCAGGACAGCCAUGGUCUGAAAGCCAAUGACUACGCAAGACCCGCCAUUGCCUUUUUGGUCGCUUUCUUCGAGAAUCAAUCUCUUUGUACCAGCUUUCUUGAUUAUGGAGGCUGUGACCUGGUCCUUGACUUCAUCACUCUACCGAGUUUGCCAGUCGCAAAUGAGCCCUUUGACCGACCCGAUGGCAUGCUUUCUGAACUCGCGGCGGCUGUUCAUAUGAUGGCGGAGACCAAGCCUCACUUAGUCCUACCCGCCCUUGUGGAUCGCGCGCAAUUCGCUUGCUCAGAGUUGAAGCAGUUCAGCCAGUCCCAGCCGACGAAUUGGACGAGUUACUUCGCACCUCUGGUUAAAGCUGACGCCACAUCUGAGGGCCCGGCACCUACUGUCCACAAAGUUACCGCUAACGGCACCCGGGUGGUAAAAGCCAUGAUGGCUGUCUUCUGUCUAGCCCAAGUUCUAGCCGAGGUCUUCAAUGUUCCGAUGUACAGUACCAGGUCGUCACAAAACUAUCUCUUCGGCCUUGUAAACCUUGCGGAUGUUUUGGCGGAUGUGUGCAAGAUGAUGGGUGGAAUUUCGGCCGCCUGCUAUCGAGAAGACAUCGCCAUACAACGAUCAAUACCUGACCCUUGGAUCUCAGCAACGCGGCCUGAACACUUUUCCACUGGUGAUGAAGAAGUUGACAAGGUCCUUAGUGUUCAAGACAGCAAUGCACGCCCGAAUUCGGAGGUGAACGCUGGGGACUCAGCCAUGGACACGACAUCCGAGUCUGUGACUGCUGACUUGGACAGUGACAAAAAGAACCCUUUCUUUCAGAAUGCGCGCGUACUUCGAUAUCUUUCGGUCGAGACGCCGGCUGCUAUCACCGAGUUUCUCUGCCGGCUUGGGCGCGGCCUUGCCGGCCGUCGACGCCCAGACACUUUCGCACGACAGAAGGCCACUCUUGUUGCAGACGCUCUUGCAUCGGCGUACCUGACUCCGCUCGAGCCAUAUUUCCUUACCUCGAGCGAUGCACCACGAGACUGUGAAUCUCGUUUCACCUACCUGGUUAUCGCCCUCGACAAUGUGCGUCGCAGCUUCUAUGAUGAUAGUCACCCAUCAUCGGGGCCAAUGCUCAGUCCCGCCAGACAGAGUUUUGUUGUGGAGUCGUUUCGAAAAGCCGGCGGAGUGAAGAUGCUAGCAAAGAUUGGGACACAAUUCUUCGAAAAGCUGAAGUCGUGCGAGGUGGAACAUUCAACAUUCUCUGCCAAUACUGGUCUCAAAAUCUGUCUAGACAUCUUGGAUCAAUUCACAGAUUCGAAGUGCAUCAUGGAAUCCUUGCAAGCCAACAUCCUGAGAAACAAUGAUCCGACGAAGCCGUUCUACUUCAAUCCGGCGCAAACGCUGCUAAGUCUCCGAAUGGAAGCGCUACCACUGACCCGUUUGAUCUGGGAGAGCGAAUACGCGGACCAAGCGUCCAAAGACGUUGUGCAAAAGCUGGUAUCUAUUCUCAAACACGUUUUUACCGGCGACCACGAGAGUGAAGCCGUACAGAACGAUGAGCAUCAACCCCCAAUGUCGUCAUUUUCGCCGAGAAGAAUGGUAAUUGAUGCUCAAAAGGUUGCUUUGCUCAAAGACACAGGCUACGAAGAAGAUCUUGCACGUGAAGCUCUGUACCGCACGAAUUCACAAGCGACAAGCAGUCUCGCAGGGGCUGAGGAGUAUUGCAAAGCCAUGACCUCCAAUCCACGACGAAGACGCCUGCCUAUCCCGGAUAGAGAGGCCGACGUUACAAUCACCUCUCGCGCUACACCGGGACUGACGAGUCCCCAAACGGCUUCGAACUCACUGACGAAUGCGCUCUCGGGAUCCCCAUCAGGUGGUGCUAUUGCAGCUGCACUUGCUGAUGUGGUAAACAAUGCUGCUGAUGACAGUUCCAUGGAAGGGGUCACCGGUCCGGAUCAUCAAACAUCGGGCAGUCCCAGACAUCCAGACAGCACUGCGCAUGACGCAGUCAGUGCCGAGGGUGAGCAUCAGCCUGCAUCCGAAGCUUCUCGGCAAGAACCGCCGGCUUCGUAUUCCGUCGAGUCCAUCACAGCAGAGAGGACGAUAAUUCGAGAGGAUUUAGCGGAUCGCUGCAACAAUAUCCUCAACAACCACCAAAAUCUGACCUUUGAGCUCUCAGACCUCAUCAUCAGUGCAACCAAGAAACUGCCCGAAGACGCCGCCAAGGAUUACUGGAGGACGACCUCAGAUCUUUUGGUCAGCUCGUUGUUAUCCAUGCAAGUUGAGGAUGAUAUCAACGAGGCGCGAGGGAAGAAGAUUGGUGCUUCCGCGCACCUUGUCGCUCUGCUCAUUCAAGAUGGCGAGGUUUUCAAGGAAACACUGAGCAUAUAUCAAGAGGCCUUUGAUGGACUCCUAUCCUUUCUACGACUGCCAGCUGCCGAUGGACGCUCUGCGCAGGAGUCAUUUCCCUGGAUUGCCCCUGUCCUGCUCAUUGUUGAAAAGAUGCUGUCGAAGGAUUGUGAACCCGCAGAAGUCAAAUGGACGCCUCCCAACGAUCUCGACACUGUGAGCAAGGCAGAGCUCAUUUCUUUCUCCGUCCUCGACUUGUCGGCGAAGUUAGAACUAUUCGAGACCCUUAUCAAUCUGCUACCGCGUGUUGGCAAAGACAAGCUGAUGGCUUUGGCCAUCACAAGAGUCCUAGUCAUUCUUACACGAGAGCGGGACGUUGCCUCGCGUCUCGCCGAGAGACGGAAUCUGCAAAGACUCUUCCUGAUGAUCAAACAGCUGGCGAACAACGUCGGUCACCGACUUCAGAGCUCUUUCAUGAUUGUCCUUCGACACAUCGUGGAGGACGUGGAAAUCCAGAAGCAAAUCAUGCGCAGCGAGAUCAAGGCAUUCUUCAACUUGCGCAGCUCUUCACGACAAAUCGAUAUCACGACGUACCUGCGCGAGAUGUAUCAUCUUGUUCUUCGCUCCCCGGACACUUUCGUUGAGGUCACGAAUGAGCUGGUCAAGCUUUCGGGGUGGUUGCCGCCACAUCACCACGGGAGUGCCGCCGGCCUUGUACUAAAGGAAACUGCCGAAUCCAAGCCAGAUGGCGUCGGCCACAGCGGACAUGCUAGUCCGAAUGGCGAAAGUGACGACGUGACGAUGCAACCAACCACCAGUGUUGAGCCCCCAGAUCAUGCCGUGGGAGACAUUGGCAAGAGCAAGGCUUCUGAAAUAAAGGCUCCGGUUGUGGAGCAUCCUGACGGUGUUAUUCACUUCAUUCUUUCAGAACUUUUGAAUUACAAAGAUGUCGACGACAAGGACGCCACUGCUGAGUCGUCGUCGACAACAGGUGCAAGCGGGGCAACCGACACAGCCCAAGGAGACUCGCUACGUCCAAGUGAGGAUGCUGGUACUACUUCUCUGGAACAGCCCGGAUCAGAGAAGGGCAAGUUCAAACCUGACGAGCAUCCGAUCUUCGCCUAUAGGUGCUUCCUUAUGUACAGCCUGACGGAGCUUUUGCACUCAUACAACCGCACCAAGUUUGAGCUUAUCAAUUUCUCUCGCAAGGCCGACCCUAUGGCUGUAACACCAUCAAAGCCUCGGGCGGGUGUUCUAAACUAUCUUUUGAAUGGCUUGAUUCCAUCUGGAUACAUUGACAAGGAAGACACUGCACAAUUCAAGAAAAAGGUGCUAACAAGCGACUGGGCCAUCCGAGUUGUUGUUGCCUUGUGUUCCAAAACCGGCGAAAUGGGGAUGACCGGCUCAUCUUCGCGGUUUCCGUCACAUCCGCAGGUUGACGAUACCGACGAUGAGCCAGACCUCACUUUCGUGCGUCGCUUCGUCUUGGAGCAUGCUAUCAAGUCCUAUAAAGACGCGUUCUCCUCAACCGAGCCAGUCCAAAUGAAAUACAGUCGUCUGCUCUGCCUUGCAGAUUUGUUCAACCGACUUCUGUCGAAGCCAGCCGUAGCUGAAGGUUCGGCUGGGUCCCAGAACACAUCCUACAAGGUGCUUGCUCGAAUGAUGUUCGAGAAAAAUCUGACGCAGGUCCUGACAAGUUCCCUGGCUGAUAUCGAUUUGUCGUAUCCUGGGUCAAAGAGAGUCGUCAAAUUUAUUCUUCGGCCUUUACAAGAACUCACCAGUCUAGCCGCCCACCUCAGUCUAACUUCACCCGAUUUUUUGAACUCCGUCGCCGGAAACAUGUCCGAUGACGUGAUCUCGUCUGCCUCGUCCGUUUCUGAUGUCGAGGACGAUCGCGAAGACACUCCUGACCUCUUCCGAAACUCUGCUCUCGGCAUACUUGAUCGUAACAGAGAGUCUGAGUCCUCUUCUGCUUCAGAGGAAGAAGACGAGGACGAGGAAAUGUACGAUGAAGAGUACGAAGACGAAAUGGAGUAUGACGAAGGAGUUGUUCCUGCAGCCCCUGACGAUGAGGCUGUGAGCGACGAAGAGAUUGAUGAGGAGAUGGCUGCCGACGGCGACAUCGAGGGCCUUCCCGGCGAUGUUCCCAUGGAUAUCGAAUUCGUCAUGAACGAUCCUCAUAUGGACAUCGAUACCGAGGAUGACGAAGACGAUGAAGACGAUGAAGACGAUACCGAUGACGAGGACGACGAGGACGAUGAAGACGAAGACGAAGACGGCGAAGACUUCAUGGUUGAGGACGACGACGAAGCUGGCGAGAUCAAUGGGGACGAUGAGAACCACAGUCUCAACGGAGCACCAGAAGAUGAGGGCGAUUGGGAGGAUGAAGACGACCAUGAUGAUGAAGGAAGCGAGGAGCAGCAUGGCAUGGGUGGCAUGACUUUCAACGGCGACGAAAUGCCUCUCGAAGCUCAUGAUGACGGCGGGACUCCCGGCGUGCUCAGCAAUCUUCUCCGCGUUUUAGGCGACCAUGACUUAGACGGUCACGCCGGCUUACAUCACGUCCCCACCGAACUUAUCGUUCCUGCAGCCGGCUCCGGCGAUCGUGGUGAUGAAGAUGACGAAGAGGACGAUGACGAAGAGGGCGACGAGAUGGACGAAAAUGACGAGAUGGAUUAUGGCGAUUUCAACUUUGAUCACUUUCUCGCCGGAGGAGGUGCUAACGACCUUGACGACCAGGAUGAGCCCUUACUCUGGAACGAAAUUCCCAUCAUUCGUCGUCCUCGACACUUCCGCGCUCCAGGUGGCCAUUCGCCCAGUUUUGUUGGACGGCGGAUUGGGCAUCGGGAUGAAUUAAAUCCAAUGACCCGAGCAGGCCGGCUUCCGCAACAUGGCAGAUCCGCAGGCGAUGAUGGCAUGAACCCGCUGUUACGGAGACCUGAACAGCCACACGAUUCCCGUCAGCUAAGUAUCUCUGAAAUGAGUCCUGGUAUUUAUAUGCCCCCUGGAUUCGAUAACCUGACUGGCAUUGGUAACUUUCCUCCCAUUGGGGCUACGUUCCAGACCGUCAUCCGAAGUGGAGAUGCCUUUGAGACCGGGGGUCACGGUGCGAUGUUAGAUGCUAUCCUUCAGACGCUCCACCGGCGCGACCAAGGAGAGGGCCGAUUACAGUUCAGCAUGACGGCGCCGCUUUCCGAGAUACGCCAAGUGUUACGGCCAACCCUCUCGGGUAUCGGCCAUCGGCACCAUUCUCGCGACGAAUCUUCACGAUCUGGCAACUUUAUUCCAGCACUUACAAUCACACGAUGGCAAGAAGAGGCGCGACUGCUUUUUCCAAACGCACAUAUGGAGAAAACACAACGCGUCCAACUUCGGAUCAUGGCUGUCUUAGUGCCUCUUGCUCAGCGUGAGGAGAAAGAGCGGCGGCGCAAACGCGAAGAAGAGCAAAAGGCCGAACGCGAAGAAAUGGAGAGAGUCAGAUUGGAGGCAGAAAAGCAUAAGAAAGAGGCCGAGGAGCGCGAAGCGGCUGCGAAAGCGGAGGAGGAACGUAUACGAGCCGAAUCCGAGGCAGCAGCUGCCGAGAGCGGUGUAGUUCGCGAGUCUGCCGAGCAUGACGAUAGCGACACGGAACCGAUGGAAGAUAUCCAGGGUACCGACACUGCGGCCGCACAGGAAGCCCAAGAAAGUGCAGCCCCGGGCGGAGAUGCAGCAGGAGGACAAGCUCGCGUAUUCACCACAAUUCGGGGUCGUCAGAUCGAUAUCACUGGUCUCUCAAUCGAUCAGGAAUACCUUGAAGCGCUGCCAGAAGAGCUUCGAGAAGAGGUCAUCAUGCAACAAUACGCUACCCGACGUGAGCAAGCCCGCCAAGAAGGGAAUCAAUCUAGCGGCAUUGAUCCGGACUUCCUCGAUGCUCUCCCUGAGGAUAUUCGCGAAGAGAUACGACAACAAGAGGCACAUGCUCAACGCAGACGGGAGCGCGAAGCAUCACGCAGACAGACUGGCAAUACAGCCGCACGUCCUCAGCCAGAAGAUAUGGACGGUGACUCUAUCCUGGCCACCUUCGAGCCGAGUCUGCGUCGCGAGGUCCUUGCCGAGCAAACAGAAGAAAUUCUCAGUCAUCUGGAUCCACGACAUGCUGCGGAAGGUCGCGCACAUGCUCGACAUCUUUUCAGAUACACUCCUAUGGCCGACCGUGGAGCUCAGGACCCGCGUGGUGACGGUGACCUCCCUCAACGGGAGAACAAACGACAAAUCAUCCAGAUGGUUGACAAAUCUGGAGUUGCGACAUUAUUGCGUCUAAUGUUCAUCCCGCAACAAGGCUCUUUGCGGACAAAUCUUUGGCACAUACUUCGUAACAUCUGCGGGAACCGUCAGACUCGGUUUGAAGUCAUCAGCCUCCUGCUUAUUAUUCUCAAAGAAGGUUCCACCGAUGUGACGGCCGUUGAACGAAGCCUUGCCAAUUUAUCCCUACGCGCAAAAGCAGCAGUGGGGCAGAAAACUCCGCAACCUUUGAAGCGUACUCUUUCUAUGCAAGCGGUUGGAGGAAUCAGUGAAGAAGUUACUCCCCUUGUGGUUGUGCAACAGUGUCUUUCCGCCUUGAAACAGUUGUGCCAAAGCAGUAUCCAUACCAGAACCCUCUUCUUACGCGAAGUCGAUGUCAGCACAGCUUCGAGGAAAGGAAAAGGAAAAGGAAAGGAUUCCAGGGCGGUCAAAUAUCCUCUCAACGACCUGAUCAGCCUCCUUGAUAGGAAACUGAUAGUGGAGAGUUCAUCUUGCCUUCAAUCACUAGCAGAACUCUUGUCGGCUGUAACACAGCCUUUGCCAAUGUUACUACGCAAGGACAAAGAAAAGGUCCCUGACGAAGAAAAAGCUGUCGACCAUGACGCCGACACCCAAGCACGAGAAGCUUCUAGCUCUGCAAGGUCGGCUGACGUUGAGCAUACCACUGCUAGUCAGCGUGGUGUCAUUGGCGGUGAAACUUCAGCAGUCGCACUCAGUGCAGAUGCAGCUGACACGGCAACGAGCGAAACCCAGCAGGUCGAGAGUUCUGAGUCUGCCGCAAAGGCCCCUUCUGAUCACGGAAAUGACGACGUGAGCCUGGACGAUGCGAAAUCCAGGAAGACAUUUGAACCACCAGAGAUCUCGCAGCGCAAUCUGCAGCUUGUCGUAAGCAUAUUCGUCGCUCCAGAAUGCAACAGCGACACCUUCCACUCCACCUUGGAGACCCUAUCCAGUCUCUCUUGCAUUCCAGGAACAGCGGCCAUCUUCAGCCGAGAAUUGAUCGGCCACGUCAAGAAUCUCGCUCAAGCUAUCUCGGCUGACCUCGAUGAGUUGCUACCACACCUGAGAGACGCGCAGUCCAUUACAGAUCUUCACGCAAUCUCUUCUACAAAGUUCUCUCACGGGGGUUCUGAUCAGGUCAAGCUCUUGCGAGUUCUUCAGGCCCUUGAUUAUCUCUCAGCACCAAAACCGGACCGGGACGACAAUGACGAAAGCGCCGAGGUGAAGGACUCCUUGGCAGAUUCAUACGAGAGUCUCAAGCCUGUUUGGGCCAAGCUCAGUGAGUGCCUGAGCGUGGUUCGCGAGAAAGACAAUAUCACCGGCUUUGCGACGAUCCUGCUGCCACUGAUAGAGUCGUUGAUGGUCGUGUGCAAAAACACCUCACUCAAGGAACCGGCAAUGCCACGCCAGCCUAGAGAGCAAGGGUCAGGAAGUCCCGCACCCGAAGGCAUGGAUGAUCUCCAAGAACUCUUCUUCAACUUCACCACGGAACAUCGCAAGAUCCUCAACGAUAUCAUCCGGCAAACUCCGAAAUUGAUGCAAGGCAAUGGCAGUUUCAGUCUUCUGGUCAAGAACCCGAAAGUACUGGACUUUGAUAACAAGCGUGCCUAUUUUACCAAGCAAAUCCAUUCUCGUCUCCAUCAACAGCGACAUGUCCAGCCGCCAUUGACUUUGAACGUCCGUCGUGACCAAAUCUUCCUGGAUUCAUACAAGGCACUGUAUUACAAGACGGCCGAGGAGAUGAAAUAUGGCAAACUCAACAUCCGUUUCAACGGUGAGGAGGGCGUUGACGCCGGCGGUGUUACGAGGGAAUGGUUCCAGGUGCUUGCUCGAGGUAUGUUCAAUCCCGAUUGGGCAUUAUGGCAACCUGUUGCGGCCGAUCGCACGACGUUCCAUCCGAAUCCCCUCAGCUGGAUCAACGGCGAGCAUCUGCUCUAUUUCAAGUUCAUUGGCCGUAUCAUUGGAAAAGCAUUGCACGAAGGUCGCGUUCUUGAUUGCCACUUCAGCCGCGCCGUGUACAAACGCCUGCUUGGGAAGGAACCCAACCUUAAGGAUCUGGAGUCAAUGGAUCUCGACUACUACAAGAGUCUGUUGUGGAUUCUGGAAAAUGAUAUCACAGACGUCAUCACGGAGGACUUUUCAGUCAUCGAGGAGCAGUUCGGUGAAGAGAAGGUGGUUGAUCUUAUCCCUAAUGGGCGAAACAUCCCGGUGACCGAGGAGAAUAAGAGAGAAUAUGUCAAUGCACAGGUUCGCUAUCGGCUUACAACCUCGGUCAAGGAUCAGCUUGAGGCAUUCGUCCGUGGUUUCCACGACAUUAUCCCUGCCGAACUAAUCGCAAUAUUCGACGAGCAGGAGCUCGAACUUCUGAUAUCCGGGCUACCAGAAAUUGACGUCGACGAUUGGAAAGCGCAUACGGAGUAUCACAACUACAACGCCAACAGUCCUCAGGUCAUAUGGUUCUGGCGCGUCGUGCGGAACAUGAGCAAUGAGGAACGAGCAAAAUUGCUGCAAUUCGUCACUGGUACUAGUAAGGUCCCUCUGAAUGGUUUCAAGGACCUUGAGGGGAUGCAGGGGAACACACUGUUCAGCAUUCACAAGGAUCCAAGCCAAUCUCGCCUUCCGACAAGCCACACUUGCUUCAAUCAACUCGACCUCCCCGCUUAUGAUGACUAUGAAACACUGAAGAAUAACGUGAUGAAAGCGAUUAGUCUCGGUGCCGACUAUUUCGGUUUUGCUUGA